This is a messenger RNA of Sitophilus oryzae (rice weevil), 1154 nucleotides long. RefSeq lists its product as uncharacterized. The transcript has 3 exons. The record is from RefSeq and is a predicted model, not a curated record. NCBI's taxonomy places the organism in Eukaryota, Metazoa, Arthropoda, Insecta, Coleoptera, Curculionidae. The coding region runs from base 18 to 1151 and encodes 377 amino acids.
UUUACGAAUUAAUUACGAUGGAUUUGAUAGAAGAAGAAAUCGACACCCAAAUGCAGUCUUUUGUCGAUAUAGAAGAUGAAAAAAGUGACUUGCGAAUGGUCCCAAAAGGAAUUUUAAAACAAUUCAUAGACACAUACCGGGCUCACCCUGCCCUAUGGCAGGUUAAAAAUAAAGAGUUGUACACCAACAGAAAUUUAAAGAAUCGGGGAUAUUUGGAGUUGGUUAAAAUGUGGAAGAAGUUCGACCCUGAAGCAAACCAGAAAAUGGUUAAAUCUAAAAUUCAAUCUUUGAGGGGGUCUUUUCGAAAAGAGUUAAAAAAGGUCGAAAAGUCAAAGCGAUCUGGAACGGGUGUUGAUGAAAUAUAUAAAAGCACACUAUGGUAUUUUAAGUACAUGAUGUUUUUAACUGAUCAUGAAUUGCCCUCGGAAAGUAUUGACAAUAUUGAUGACCCUUCUCCGUCAACCAGUAUUAUAAACAGUACUCAACAAAUUUCUGAAACAGUGGAGGACAUAAGCGAUAGUGAAUCUGUUAAGCACAGUGUUGAGGCUGAAACAACGCAGGUCCGUUCCCCAGUCCCUAAGAAGAGAAGAUACCAAAAUAUUGACCAUAAUAAUAUAAAUCCACAAAAAAGACAAAAAAUAAGUGAAGAACGCCAAAAAAAAAUGUUUAUGGCACAAUGCACUGAAGCAUUAACUACAAAAGUAACAGAGACUGAUGCCUUAGCUCAAUAUCUAUCCUUAAAAAUACAAAAUGUUUCGAACCCUGAACAGAAAAUGUACGCAGAAGUCUUACUCACUAAAGUCAUUAAUAAGGCAAUACUAAAUAAGCUGACUGAAGCUACGGAUUUAACAGAAAUAAAUAUGAAUCUCGUGCAAGAACCAAAUUAUUAUACAUAUCAUCCUCCUGCGGCAUCGUCAUCGUCAUCUCGUUCAAACACAACACAUUACACACUAACGCCUUUGAACUCUCCCGACCCCUUAACAGUACAGUACACACAAAGUACUUUACAAGCAAACAGUGCCCCACAAGGAGUCAAUACCUCACAAGAACAUAGUGCCCCUCAAGAACACAAUGCCUUCCAAGAAUCAUACGAUAAUAAUAAUGGAGGCCCGGAAAUAAUGUUGUAUGCCGAUAUUCAAAAACAAGUGUAAUUU